ACAAACUAAAAAACAAAAGAAAAAACUUCAUUUGUAACUUUCCUCUUACACCCUCCUAACUCGCUUGGCUCACAUUUGACCUAGUAAAGGAAAUUGGUCCAUUUUCAAUUUUUUAGAAGAAUGGGUAACUGUAAUGGUGCUCCUUCCGCCGGUAACCAGUCCCGACCGGCCACCAACUCCGGCGGUAAUCCUCACCAUGACAUCAAUGUCAUACCUGCUGAUGAAUCGGCUCCAAGACCCCCAAAACCUCCAACCCUCCACCAGUCGUCCUCCGCUGCCCCCAACAACCACAAAGCUACCUCCACUGCUCCGCGGAUCGGUCGUGUGCUCGGCCGUCCCAUGGAGGAUGUUCGGUCAACUUACGACUUCGGUCGUGAGCUCGGGCGUGGACAGUUCGGUGUUACCUACUUGGUGACUCAUAAAGAAACCAAGCAGCAAUUCGCUUGUAAAUCUAUCGCCACCCAUAAGCUUGUCAAUCAUGAUGAUAUCGAAGACGUCCGCCGUGAAGUCCAGAUCAUGUACCACCUCACCGGCCACAGAAAUAUCGUGGAGCUGAAUGGGGCUUAUGAGGACCGGCACUUCGUGCAUCUGAUAAUGGAGCUUUGUGCGGGAGGGGAGUUGUUUGACCGUAUUAUAGCGAAAGGUCAUUAUUCAGAGAGGGAGGCGGCGAAUUUGUGCCGGCAGAUGGUGACGGUGGUGCAUAACUGUCAUUCCAUGGGGGUUAUGCAUAGGGACUUAAAGCCCGAGAAUUUCUUGUUCUUAAGUAAGGCCGAGGAUUCUCCAUUGAAGGCCACGGAUUUCGGCCUCUCUGUAUUUUUUAAGCCAGGUGAUGUUUUUAAGGAUCUUGUUGGAAGUGCUUAUUAUGUAGCUCCAGAAAUAUUGCGCCGUCGAUAUGGACAUGAAGCCGAUAUUUGGAGUGCUGGGGUGAUUCUUUACAUUCUCCUUAGUGGGGUCCCACCAUUCUACGGAGAAACUGAACAGAAUAUCUUUGAUUCUAUUCUUCGGGGAAAUAUCGAUUUCUCAUCAGAUCCAUGGCCCUCUGUUUCCAGCAGUGCCAAAGAUCUUGUGAGGAAGAUGCUACAAAAUGAUCCUAAGGAACGGCUUUCAGCAGUUGAAGUCUUAAAUCAUCCAUGGAUGCGUGAAGAUGGUGAUGCAUCUGAUAAGCCUCUUGAUAUUGCUGUUUUAUCUAGAAUGAAGCAAUUCAGGGCAAUGAACAAACUCAAAAAAGUUGCUUUAAAGGUAAUUGCAGAAAAUUUAUCUGAAGAGGAAAUCAUAGGUUUGAAGGAGAUGUUCAAAUCUAUGGACACUGAUAACAGUGGAACAAUCACGUUUGAGGAGUUGAAAGCUGGCCUUCCUAAACUCGGUACUAAGCUUUCUGAGCAUGAAGUGAGGCAGUUAAUGGAAGCGGCUGAUGUGGAUGGAAACGGAACGAUUGAUUACAUCGAGUUUAUAACAGCAACUAUGCAUAUGAAUAGAAUGGAAAGAGAAGAACACUUGUACACUGCUUUCCAAUACUUCGACAAGGACAAUAGCGGGUACAUUACAAUGGAAGAGCUAGAGCAGGCCCUGAAGAAGUAUAAUAUGGGUGAUGAGAAAACAAUAAAAGAGAUCAUUGCAGAAGUUGACACAGACAGGGAUGGCGGAAUCAACUAUGAUGAGUUUGUUGCGAUGAUGAGAAAAGGCAACCCGGAGUUGGCCAAUAACCGACGACGCAAGUAAAUCCCGAAUGUAGCUUGCUUAUCUGCUGUUCCACCGAGUCGUUGAUGCAUAUUUUCUUUGUUAUGACGACAAUCACAGUGGGUUUUUGAUGCAUAUUUUCUUUGUUAUGAUGACAAUCACACGUGAACUCAGUUUCACCACCUGGAAUCGAGAAACAGUUAUCGUUUUCUAAAAUUAUUAGUGGUUUGC
Molecule: messenger RNA, 1908 nt
Organism: Hibiscus syriacus
Lineage: Eukaryota; Viridiplantae; Streptophyta; Magnoliopsida; Malvales; Malvaceae
Product: calcium-dependent protein kinase 1-like
Exons: 9
Coding region: 121-1719 (532 amino acids)
Biological process (GO): protein autophosphorylation; intracellular signal transduction; peptidyl-serine phosphorylation
Cellular component (GO): nucleus; cytoplasm
Molecular function (GO): calmodulin binding; calcium ion binding; calcium-dependent protein serine/threonine kinase activity
Source: RefSeq, a predicted model, not a curated record